AUGGUGUCCAAGUUGGACUCUAUGAUCUAUCACUUUUUCUCCAAGACUGUCGCUGUCGCCGCAGAAAGCCGCUUGACAGAUGCAGCAUACAUUGCGCUGCCUUCCUCGGGUCGGUCCAACAAAUGGUUUUCGCUGGAAAUCGAUGAACUCGACCGGUUCCGUGAUGUCUUGCAGCCAUGGCGGACACUCGGUGCGAGUGUGAUGGCAAAGAAGCGCGCCGCGCCGCUGUACAUUGACGUGUAUUUGCGCACGUCCAAGCUCGAUGCUGCGCAUGUCGUCGCAGAGUGCCAGUCUGACGCUGCAUACGAUGCUGAGGCUGUGACGCUGGGUAAUGCGUUUUCCUCGCCGAUCCUGCUGGAGCGCUGGCGGAUCGAUAUCGUGCCAGACGAGGCAGGUGAAGUGAGGCUUCCCGCGGUAUACAAGCGCGCCAUCGUCCAUUUUCGCACGCUGUACGCACUUUCACAUGCCUUGCCGACGUAUAACCUGUGCCGACGUAUACGUGAGGCGAAACGUGCGCCAAAAGGCAGUUUGGAUGCCCAGCUCGAACUGGAAAUGCACAUUCGGACCGAUACCACGCCCGGGACCGAAAUCCAGGACGCAAAAUGUUGGUCGACCGCCCCUGUCCAGAUGCCAGGCGGCGCAUUUCAGUGUUUUGUAGAGUAUCGCGCAUUGUCGCAUAUACGCGUCGAGCGCAACAACGCAACGCAAUCGCCCGUCGCGUAUGCAAUGCACGAACGGGUGCCGAAGAAUGCCGUGCGAGCCAUGCCUGCGUCCAGCAACGCCCCCUCCUCUUUCGCCGCAGGCACUUCGCCAUUUGCUGUGGGCACUUCGCCGCUGGCCCACCGCAUGUCCUCGCGAUUCCAUGCGGCGCCGAGCAACGCGCCCCUCAUCCCGGCCGCCGCAAGUCCAAGUCCUGGGAUGCUUAGUGUAGGGCAGCCGCGAAAACGGCGAUCGUUGAAUGUUGAUAAACCACUCAAUGUGCAGUCCUCAUACGACUCCCCGCUCCUGCGCGCUAUGCGAAUCGACGCCACGCCUGAAAAAGCUGGUGGACUGCCUGUCGCUUCCAGGUCCAGGCACAUGUACAGCUCCUCGUCCCAAGGCCAUUGGUCCGCCUCACAGGUGUGUGUACGGACGCUGCUCCAAAAUUACGGCACGCCAAGCACGCGACCGACAUCGGGCAUAUCUCCAAGCUCGUUUGGCUCCUUGCGUACUCCUCCGCAAGGUGGCUUCGAUGCAUACAUGCGACGUGCCAAUGGCGUCGCCGCAUCCCCUUCCAACCCCUCUUUUGGUGCCCGCGAGAACCCACAGAGCCCCGAGCGAGCACGUCCGCAGCGCAUCCAACGCUACUCGCACCAGCCAUCCUAUCGCCAACGCGACGCACCGCGCUCCGCUCCCAAGGAAUUUGGCGAUGGAUUCGGUGCUUCCUCGGGACGCAGCUGGUCACAGCGUAUCAUGGACCGCAACGCGAUUCGCGACUCGCCAGAUACACUUGCGCGGUCCCACGCCGAAAAGAGUCCCUCCACGUCGAGGCUCUUUGUCAAUACGGCGCCUUCGCAUGCGCCCGCAUUUGCUCUCACAAAGCAGGUCCCUUCACGACUACACAUCCCCAACGACGACUUGGCGGAGCUUGUUUCGAUGCUCGAUACACCGCCAGCACUGCACGACGCACACACCGACAGCGCGUCUUCCCAUGGGAAUACACCACGAAGCAUUUCAUUCAGUCGGCCCUCGCUGCUGUAUGCGCGAGGCCCUUCUGCACGUACAUACUUUGACGACGCCCUCGCGCGACUUGCCGACUCGACCAAAUUGCCAUCGCUUGGCGCGUUUGGCAUAGAGCCGCGCAACGAUGAGAUACCACAUUAUUCACAGGAGGACGAGGCGGUGUGUGCGAUGGAGCUGUUGACGCAUUGA
Molecule: messenger RNA, 1911 nt
Organism: Malassezia vespertilionis
Lineage: Eukaryota; Fungi; Basidiomycota; Malasseziomycetes; Malasseziales; Malasseziaceae
Gene: ATG13
Product: autophagy protein 13
Exons: 2
Coding region: 1-1911 (636 amino acids)
Biological process (GO): autophagosome assembly; protein localization to phagophore assembly site; piecemeal microautophagy of the nucleus
Cellular component (GO): phagophore assembly site; cytosol; Atg1/ULK1 kinase complex
Source: RefSeq, a predicted model, not a curated record